GUGUGGGGGUGUGACAGGAAAGGGACGGGGGGGAGGGGGCAGGGUGCUGGAGAUGGUGUGGAGGUCUGGUAGUGUGUAGUAGGUGGGUGGGGCAGGACAGGUUGCUGGGGGACACUGUGUGAUGGGCAGGGACAGGACAGGUACCAAGUGGGGGCAGUGUGUGGUGGGAAGGACUGGGUGCUGCAGAGUCUGUUGAUGCCCCCAGCAGUGACACAACUGCACUGACAACAGCAUCUGCCCCUUCAGCUUCUGUUUCCUUGGCUGGAAGGCUGCUCUUGUGCUAGCAUGAGCAAUAGGCCCUUCAGACCCAUUUGGAUGGGGAUACAGAUGGAGAGUAGCAAAAACUGACAGUAGGGCUGGAGGCUCCAUGCUAACAAAGAGAGCUGUAGGGAGGGUUGGGCUGGGACCCUCUUCACCUGUCUCCAGUCCCAACCUCAGGCAUCCCAGUUUAGUAUGGCCUUGGUGACCAGUGUGGUUAGUGAUCUGGACCGUGUCCAGUCUAGGAUUUAGGAGAGGGAUGGUUUAAACAGCAUUAGAUUAGCUCAGUCUCACAAACCCAGGCAUUACAUUGACUGGCUCAGCGCAUGCUAAACAUCUAAAGUACAGUUUAUUUGCUCUUGGCUCUGUGUUUAGAUGGCUAAAUAACUGUGACUAAACCAUCUUCCUACUCUGGUGUGGCCAGAGCCCAGCAAGAGGGCGCACCCAGCUCACUAAGGAGACCUGUGGCUGCUGUGAAAACGGCAGGAGUUGCAAUCAGCACAGGACAGAAAGGUUCCCUGGGGAAGGAGGAGGCUGACUAAAAGAAGGGGAGAGCAUGUUGUACUGAUUAGCCCCUGGCAGAGGACCCAGUGCAGCACCGACGGCACAGACUCUCCCCACCACAGGGCUGGAUUAUCUCGGGGUUCACGGUGCUCUGACCGGGAUUGGGGUUUGACACCCCCCCCCAAGAGUGGGGAGAGCCCAGCUGCAUUAUUCUGUGGCCAUGAGGUGCCUUGUUACUGGGGGCAAUGUCAAAGUCAUAGGGAAGGCCGUGCACUCUCUGUCCCGCAUCGGAGACGAGCUCUACGUAGAGCCCACAGAGGAUGGGCUCUCCCUGCGUGCUGUGAACUCUUCCCGCUCAGCCUAUGCCUGCUUCCUGUUCGCCCCACUCUUCUUCCAGCUUUACGAGGAGGGGAGCCUGGACCCCGAUGGGGAGACCUUCCGCUGCAAGGUGCUCAUGAAGUCCUUCCUGGGUGUGUUCCGCUCGUUGCCUUCCCUGGAGAAGAUGGUGGAGAAGUGUCUGAUUUCCCUGAACCCCCGUGCCAGCCGGCUGGUCGUGCAGCUGCACUGCAAGUACGGAGUCACCAAGACCCACAACUUGUCAUUCCAAGAGUGCGAGUUGCUGCAGGCUGUUUUCGACAAGGAGCUGUGUGCCAACACGCUGCGCGCCCCUGCCCGGGUGCUGGUGGACGCUGUGGUCCAUUUCCCAGUGACGCUGGCUGAGGUGACGCUGGGGGUCAGCCCUGCCGGGAAGGUGAGCUUCCGCAAUUACCUGGAUGAGGAGACAGAACCCAGCAGGACAAUGGUGACUGAGCUGUGCCUCUCCGAGGACGAGUUCCAGGUUGUCCAGGUGCAGCAGCAGUCCCAUGUCACCUUCUGCCUCAAGGAGUUCAGGGGUCUCCUGAGCUUUGCCGAGUCCUCCAACCUGCCCCUCAACAUCCACUUCGAUUCCCCCGGCAGGCCAGCCAUCUUCACUCUGUCGGACCCCCUGCUGGAAGUGCACCUGGUCCUAGCUACCCUGUCAGACCCCAACAGCAGCUCACAAGUCCACUCCGCAACCUUGCAGGCCCAUCCAGCCAAUGGUGCCUUUCCCACGGCUACCCCUGAUGACGACUUCACAGGUGAUGACAUUGAUUCCUACAUGAUUGCCAUGGAGACCACAUGUGAAGAGGGGCCAGGGCUGCCCUCCAGCCCCACCUUUCCCCAGAGACGCCCCCAUCCAGGCGCUGCCCUGGAGUCAGAGAGCAGUGCCAUGGAGAGCGACCUGGAGGGGGCUGUGCCAGGGACCCCUCCACAGAAAAAGUUCCGCUCCUUGUUCUUUGGGUCGGUGCUGACCCCGUCUCAGGCUGGGACCCAUCCAGGCCCCAGCCAGGAUGUGCUGGCUGAGGACAGCGAGGGAGAGUCCUGAGGGGUCACCUUCUGCAGCCUGCCCCCCAAAAAGCCUUCAAGGGCCUGCGUGGAGAAGCUGGACUUUACAACCCUCUCACCUCUGCUGGAGCAGGGCAGGAACACUAGGUGGGGCUGCUGCUUCUGAGCCACUGUGAAUAGACAUGGCCCUGUAAAUAAAGCUUUUAUAAU
Chelonoidis abingdonii (Abingdon island giant tortoise) is the source of this 2337-nucleotide messenger RNA. Lineage: Eukaryota; Metazoa; Chordata; Testudines; Testudinidae. The record is from RefSeq and is a predicted model, not a curated record.